AUGGUCUUACUAUCGAACAAGCCCACAUUCCUGUGUCUCUUCCCUCUGAGUGCAUUAACGUUCAAGAAGGCUCUUAAAGAUUUGAACUGUCUAUGCCAGGUGGCUGCGACACUCACUACUAGUGGUGGUGUCAUGGACUGUACGAAGGCAGCUUGGGCACUGAACCGUGCUACGCACGUCGUAAAGACUAAAGUGCCGCUCGAGCAGAGGAUGGUUUUUGUUCAUAUCGUUCUUGUAUACUUGACUCGUUCGCGGCUUCGUCUUCUGCUCGAGUACUUAGAUAGUAUGAACCAGGCCAGUCAAACCGACUCGCGCCUUCCAGUCACACCACCCAUCUCUCAAGUUUCAAGCAUUCAAGUCCUUCUGAUUCGAGACACCAUGCUAGAUGCGGUUGUGGAAGUAAGCCCUUGGGAUCCUUACCAACGUUAUGCUCCUGUCAAGACAAGCCCGCCGGUGAACAUUGAAAUGGACUGUGACGCCAGUAGGGUGAAAACGUUGACUGCGCGGGGAUACUACAUACCAAUAUCAUUGAGGAAGGCCUGGAUGGCUCAGGUCAUAUUGGUCCAAGGCAUUCUCCAUAGUAUGACUGCGUGCACAGGACCGAUGUCAACACCAACCGGGGCGGACUCUGGGCUAGAUAUCCUGGGAUUGAAACUUCUUGCGGAGCAUGCCCAGAUUAAAUUGAUCCAAUCAAACGAAGACCGGCUGUGGGCGAUCGAGCCCCGCGAUAUCUAA
Molecule: messenger RNA, 735 nt
Organism: Suillus subaureus
Lineage: Eukaryota; Fungi; Basidiomycota; Agaricomycetes; Boletales; Suillaceae
Exons: 5
Coding region: 1-735 (244 amino acids)
Source: RefSeq, a predicted model, not a curated record